Molecule: messenger RNA, 2016 nt
Organism: Echinococcus granulosus
Lineage: Eukaryota; Metazoa; Platyhelminthes; Cestoda; Cyclophyllidea; Taeniidae
Product: Chromatin assembly factor 1 subunit B
Exons: 7
Coding region: 1-2016 (671 amino acids)
Biological process (GO): DNA replication-dependent chromatin assembly; nucleosome assembly
Cellular component (GO): CAF-1 complex; nucleus
Molecular function (GO): protein binding
Source: RefSeq, a predicted model, not a curated record
AUGAAAGUACUGACUCCCGAAAUCGCUUGGCACGAGACGUUGCCAAUUUACUCCUGUGAUCUGCAACCGUUCACCCUGGUGUCCAAAAUUAGGGAUAUGACGUUGCGUGAACCUUUGGCGGAGCUUCCCCUUAAUGAUGCAACAUUAACUGAUGCCGAGAAGUUGAAAGAAGAGACGGCGGCGACUAAAGAAGAGGGAGAAAAGAGGAUUGGAUCCAUCUUUGGGGAGACGUGGACAAGAUUGGCCACCGCGGGUGGAGAUAGCAUGGUCCGCCUGUGGCGGGUGAACCUCGAAUGGAGACCACCGGGUUCUGUCACCGUCGCCACCUUCAAGAAGCCCCUGCCCAAGGGCAUGCUAGAGAGUUCAAGCGGCAAAAAGACCGCUUCAAGCACUACUGCCGCCACCACUGCCACGGCCACCGCCGCUACUGGUGAUGACGUGAGUGGAGGAGUUGAAGUGCCCGCACCCGUGUCCGAAGGAUUAGUCUUCUUGGCCACUCUGAAACGACAUGAGCGGUUGGUCAAUGUUGUCCGCUGGUCUCCAUCUGGCGAAUAUCUGGCCUCAGGAGGCGAUGACCAAUUUAUAAUUAUCUGGCACAUGCAGCCCGAAUCUGCGAGUGAAUCGACUUCGCCAUCAUUGCCAGGGGAUGAUGGUGACGAACCCAAAUCUCUGGAAACUUGGUCGCCUCUGCGCUCCUUACGGCGCCAUCUGGAGGACGUCUAUGAUCUCUGUUGGUCGCCUGAUGACACCGCCUUCAUCUCGGGUUCGGUUGACCAGUCGGUCAUUCUCUGGAACCUCGAUCUUUCCGUCGAGGGCACCUCCAGUGGGACCUGCAAAUCGGUGGUGCUUUGCGACCACAAGCACUACGUCCAGGGUGUUGCCUGGGACCCUUUGGGUGUCUACGUCGCCUCACUCUCCUCCGAUCGAUCUUGCCGUAUUUACAAGGUGGCAACCAACCAUUGUGUCAUCACCUUAUCUAAGGUCGAUAAGUGCCACUUGUUCCAGGAUGAUUCGUGGAAAUCCUUCUUCCGCCGUCCGAGUUUUAGUCCAGACGGCCUGCUGCUUAUCUGUCCAGCGGGCAAUCUCGAGACAGCUCCAUUUGCUGGCGAUAUGUCCUCUGCCGUUUCGUCGACCUCCAACAAAGGUGCCUCCAUCGCCUCUAAAGUCGACGCUGCCGACUCCGAUGUCACCCUUUCUUCAAGCAAGUUCACUACGACCGCUCCACAACACGCCGCACACAUUUUCCUGCGAAAUUGGACCAAGAGACCCUGCGUGAGUCUACCGACGGGUCCACGACCUGUGAUCGCCGUGCGCUUCUGCCCGCAGCCCUUCCGGCUACGCAUUACCAAUCCCGACUCCGAAGUAGCUCUCUCUAGCCUCUUUGAUUUGCCCUAUCGGUGGAUCUUCUGCCUCGUACUUGACGAUGGGCUCCUCUUCUUUGACACCCAACAGGUCCAGCCCUUUGCUCAGGUUGGCCAGAUCCACUAUCAAUCGCUGAACGAUGCGGCAUGGUCGAGUGACGGUCGCCUGGUGACCGUGACAUCCACUGAUGGGUACUGUUCCCUUAUACACUUCUCCGUGGAGGAGCUGGGUGUCCCCUAUCGGGGACCGCUUGGAGCAAGAACGGUCCCUCCAACGGCCAAUUUUUCCGUCGAGGCAGGCUCGAAUGAUGAAAAUGUAAUCGAGCAUACAGCAAAGACAACUCCGGAGAAGGAUGAGAAGCCGCAGGUGAGGGCGAUGGAGGCGCUGAAAUCGGAGGGGCGCCGGCAUAUCUCUUUUGAGUCGGGUAUUCACACACCAGAGCGGCCACACAUUCCCCUUCCCGUCACUCCGAACACUGGUCGCUACCUCUCAGCACCCGUUCUAGCCUCGCCCACGGCCACAACGCCCACCAUCAUUAGAUCGAAGCAGACGGGUGAAAAGCGCCGUAUACCAUUCAUUACACUCUCCAAGGAAGUUGAAUCGAACCCACCGACGGGGCCACACACAGAGGAGCAAGACCAGAAUAAAAAUUAA